Messenger RNA from Seminavis robusta, 564 nucleotides. The record is from the annotation of a GenBank genome assembly. Lineage: Eukaryota; Bacillariophyta; Bacillariophyceae; Naviculales; Naviculaceae.
AUGUCCGUGACGCUUCAUACGACGAUAGGCGAUAUAAAGCUGGAGAUCUUCUGUGAUACGGCUCCUCGAACAGCUUUUAACUUUCUGGCAUUGUGUGCGAAUGGUUCGUACGAUGGGACUCUCUUUCACCGGAAUAUUAGGGGUUUCAUGAUUCAAGGCGGUGACACUGCUGAGAAGACUGGGGUGAAAGGUGGAGAAUCCAUAUGGGGCCCGACAUCGUUUCCCGACGAGUUUCAUCCCGAUAAUACUCAUGAUAAGAGAGGCGUAUUGUCCAUGGCGAACAAGGGUCCCAAUACCAACCGAUCGCAAUUCUUCGUCCUCUACGAGCGACAGCCUCAUUUGAACAAUCUUCACACAGUUUUCGGCCGUCUAUUGGAUGGAUGGGAGGUUUUGGAUAAAAUGGAGCGGUUACCUGUAAUGGGCCGACAGGCCACCAAAAAGAGAGACCAAAACAAACCCAUUGAUCCGCCCGUGAUACAGAAGGUCACUAUACACGCCAAUCCACUGGCCGAUGAUAUGAUCAUAUAUCCAACUGCAGAUGGACCACCAGAGAAGCGUGGAUGA